GCAUACCUCAACCACAUCGCGCCUUAGCCACACGACAAGACCGACGCUUCGCUGCUUGCUGGAGGUGUCUGCCUUGUUGAAUCCAAUUGGGUCUUAUGCGCUUAUAUUGAUAUAAAAAUUUCCCCGCAGCUACAGCAAGCAAACCGCCAUGGCCUCCCUCCUCCGCCCCUCCGGUGCGAUGCUUGGACACAUGUCGAGACUGUCGGCCACCCAGUCCAAGGCGACCCCUUUCGCUAUGGCGCUUGUCCGCCAGACACAGAUGAAGAGUGCGACAUCGCAGACCACUUCUUUCCACAGCUCGGCCAGGAAGGAGAUUCUCAAGCCUCUGCCACAGGUCGUCCAAGGAUCAAUGAACGAUGCUGCCCCCAUUCCUCACAGCUCUCCUAGCCACGGUAGUUAUCACUGGACAUUCGAGCGAUUGAUCGCUGCUAGCUUAGUUCCUCUAACCAUCGCCCCAUUCGCUGCUGGCACUCUUAACCCUGUCAUGGACUCCGUCCUUGCCACCGCUCUCGUCCUUCACUCUCACAUUGGAUUCCAGGCCCUUAUUGUCGACUACCUCCCCGCUAGCCGUGUCCCCAAGACCCGUUCCCUCUUCGUUUGGGGCUUGCGUGCCGCCACUUUGACUGUUGCCGUGGGCUUGUACGAAUUUGAGACAAAUGAUGUUGGCAUCACUGAGGCUAUUAAGAGAAUAUGGACGGCAUAGAUGUAUAUUACAAUUUAGCGGUCACCAUAUCAUUCUUUAUUCCUUUUGUCUUUUUUUCUACAAGUUAUUGUACAGAUUCCAAUGGUUUUCUACUAUCCGCCUAGGCUAGAGGCGUCUGCAAUGCAAACAACGCAGUUGAUUUAAGGGGUUAUGAAGCAAAAGUAGAAUGUGAAC
This is a messenger RNA of Talaromyces proteolyticus, 877 nucleotides long. RefSeq names its product putative succinate dehydrogenase subunit CybS. The transcript is spliced from 5 exons. Gene Ontology annotation, molecular function: heme binding; ubiquinone binding. Bases 149 to 703 code for a protein of 184 amino acids. Gene Ontology annotation, biological process: mitochondrial electron transport, succinate to ubiquinone; tricarboxylic acid cycle. Lineage: Eukaryota; Fungi; Ascomycota; Eurotiomycetes; Eurotiales; Trichocomaceae. The record is from RefSeq and is a predicted model, not a curated record. Gene Ontology annotation, cellular component: membrane; mitochondrial envelope.